Trichoderma breve is the source of this 1398-nucleotide messenger RNA. Its product is annotated as amidohydrolase family domain-containing protein. The coding region runs from base 1 to 1398 and encodes 465 amino acids. Lineage: Eukaryota; Fungi; Ascomycota; Sordariomycetes; Hypocreales; Hypocreaceae. The transcript has a single exon. Gene Ontology annotation, molecular function: hydrolase activity, acting on carbon-nitrogen (but not peptide) bonds. The record is from RefSeq and is a predicted model, not a curated record.
AUGACGCAACGCAGGAUUCCUGUCAUUAGUGAGAAGCCAAUUGCUCCUGGCUCUGGCGUCUUGGGGGCAGGACCGGAGCCGGAUCUCAUCAAGCCAUGGAAACUCCCUCCCCAAAAGACAUAUAUCUUCAGAAACGCAAAUGUCGUUGAUACAGCAAACGGGAAAAUCAUCCCCAAUAGCGUUGUCAAACUAUCAGGAGGUCUAAUCAAAAUAAUUGACGAUAAAUCUGCUGAACACUCUGUAUGGUAUCCUAGCAACGCUAUUGUUGUGAAUUUGGAGGGCAAAUAUCUUUGUCCCGGACUGAUCGACUGUCACGCCCAUAUAUCCUCUGUGCCAGGAGAAGAAGGUCUUACAGCGAGUAUAGUUCAUCCCGACAUGGCCGUGUCUCACUUCCGUCAGCCUUAUAUGGCGGCGCAGGUGCUGUACCGAGGCUUCACUUCAUUGAGAGAUACUGGCGGUGCAACGCUGGCCCUGAAGGAGGCAAUAGCAGACGAUGUAUUUCCUGGGCCACGGCUUUUUAUUGCCAACAAGGCCCUCUCUCAGACUGGGGGACACGGAGACUCCAGAUCUGCCCACGAAGCGUGUUGUGGCACCACGAAUUGCCUUUCCACUGUUGUUGAUGGCGUGCCUGCUGCUAUACUAGCUACUCGAGAACAGAUCCGCCAGGGAGCGGAUUUUAUCAAGAUUAUGACCAGUGGAGGUGUCGCUUCACCGAAUGAUAAACUGGAGCAUAUCCAAUUUACAGCUGCUGAGAUUAGGGCAAUCACCGAGGUCGCAGAGACGUACAACACAUACGUGACUGCCCAAGCCUAUACACCUCGAUCAAUCAGGCAUGCUGUGGACAAUGGCGUUAAAGGAAUCGAGCAUGGCAAUCUCAUUGACAAAGAAACGGCCGAGUACAUGGCGAAAAACAAUGUGUGGUUUACUCCUACGCUUGUCACCUACCAUGCUAUGGGCUCCGAUAAAUACGCUGGGUUUCUGCCACCAGCAAACCGCGAAAAGAACCUUCAAGUUCUGGAGCAAGGUCUUCAAUCUCUACGCCUAGCAGACGAAGCCGGAGUUACCAUUUGCCAUGGAUCCGAUCUGUUAGGGCCUCUGUGGGUGGAGCAGAGCAAGGAAUUCGGGAUCCGGGCACAGGCGUUGAGUGCCACAAAGAUUCUCCAGGGGGCCACUGUUAAUGCUGCGAGGAUGUUGAAGCAGGAGAAUUUCUUGGGCCAGAUUAAAGAUGGGUUUGCCGCAGAUAUCUUGGUACUGAAUGCCAAUCCACUGGACGACAUAACGAUUUUAGAUGAGCCAGAGAAGAAUAUUCUUGCAGUGCUGAAGAAUGGCCGAGUGUAUGAGAGCCGGUGGACAAAGUUAGAGGAAGAUGUUAUCCGGUCUCAGACAGUGAUUGAGUGA